This is a messenger RNA of Symbiodinium necroappetens, 3945 nucleotides long. NCBI's taxonomy places the organism in Eukaryota, Dinophyceae, Suessiales, Symbiodiniaceae. The record is from the annotation of a GenBank genome assembly.
AUGGGUACAGACGUCUUAUCUGAUGAAACCGCGGUGAGCGAUUUUAUCAGUGCUGCCCUUGAUGGAUUGUUUGCCCAGGACAUGAGUUUUGUGCCUCUUAUCCCUGACGAUGAACAUCCGCUUGAGCAACGUCUUGCAGGUCUGAGCGCCUGGUGUGCCGGUUUCCUGAGUGGGUUUGGUGCUGCAUUCGGCGGCAGCGAAGGUGGCGCUGCCAUGGAUGCCUUGCCGUUGGACGUGCAGGAAAUUCUGCGAGAUUUUGCCAGUAUCAGCAGUCUUGAUGAAUCCGUAGAGGGUGGUGAGCACGAAGAGAGUGCCUACAUGGAAAUAUACGAGUACGUGCGCGUGGCUGCCGUGCUUGCAUUGACGCUGAUUUCAGAACAGGCGGAGAGUACAGCGGCCAAUACAGACGACAAUCAGGACAGAUCUGUGGCGCUGAUUCCUGGUGCCAGUCCUGCUCGUCGCAACCGCGAUAUCCAAUAUCUGUUUCGCCAGGACAGCGAUUUUUUUUACCUUACCGGUUUUUCUGAACCUGACGCCCUGUUGCUGCUGGUGCCAGGUCGUGAACACGGCCAGGAAAUUCUGUUUUGUGCGGAACGGGACGAUCAGGUUGAACGCUGGGACGGCGAACGUCUGGGUCCGGAGCGGGCAACACAGAACCUGGGCGUGGACGACGCGUUCCCGAUAACAGACAUGGAUGACAUUCUGCCCGGCCUGCUGGAGUCGCGAGCACGCAUCUAUAUGACGUUGGGAGAGUACCCGGAUUUUGACAGUCGCCUGCUUGCAUGGGUAGCUGAUAUCCGCAAACGCGAAGCCGGUGGCGCUCAACCCCCGGGAGAGUUUCUCGAACUGAAACACCUGCUGCACGAAUUAAGAUUGUUUAAAUCAGCCAAAGAGCAGCAGUUGAUGCGUAAAGCCGCAGAAAUCACCAGCAUCGCCCAUCGCCGAGCCAUGCAGGUGUGUGAGCCGGGUAUGCUGGAAAGCCAGCUGGAAGCCGAGCUGACAUAUGAGUUUAUGUCCCACGGCGCCCGUUCGCCUGCCUAUCCGUGUAUUGUCGGCGGCGGGGAAAAUGCCUGUGUGAUGCACUACGUCGAUAACACCGCGGCGUUGAAAAAGAGCGAUCUUGUAUUGAUCGAUGCAGGCUGCGAAUACCAGCAUUAUGCUGCAGACGUGACACGUACCUUUCCGGUCUGUGGGAAGUUCAGUACCGCACAGCGCAAACUUUACGACAUUGUGCUGCAGGCAAACGAAGCGGCGAUCAGCCAGUGCCAACCGGGAAAUCAUUUUAAUGCGCCACAUGAAGCAGCUGUUAGGAUAAUAGUCGAGGGAUUGCUGGCUCUGGGUCUGCUCGAAGGUGAGCCUGAUGACAUUAUUGCUGCUGAAGACUACAAGGCACUCUGCCCGCACAAAACCUCCCACUGGCUGGGCAUCGAUGUACAUGAUGUCGGCGACUACCGCAUUGACACCAGUUGGCGUGAAUUUGAACCCGGCAUGGUGUUAACCAUCGAGCCUGGUUAUGCAGUCACGCUGAUUGACCGCAAAGCGCCACAGGUGCAGCGCGGCACACUCGGUAUGGAUAUUCGUAAUGUUGCUCUGUCGCCAGCCUCUCAGGCAUUGCUGGCAAGCGUGGGCAUCUGGGGCGCGACGCCUGCGGCAGCGUAUCGGCAUAUGCAGGUCUGGGAGCAGUGGGGCAACAGUGAAUUGUCUUUUCAUGCUGCAGAUGUGGGGUGUCAGCAGUUGGGUUGGCUGGUGGAAGUCAGCCCCCUUCUGGUACACGCCUGGCAACAGAUGAGCCAGCGUGCCAACCUGACCCUGUGGGAAAGUGAAAUUGCUGGUGUAGACGUGCUCAGCGACCGUGUUGAUAUGGCAACCGCGACAGGUGAAGUGCGCAGUUUCGACUUCCUGAUUGCAGCGGAUGGGGCGCAAUCGCUGGUGCGCCGCGCCAUGAAUCUUGAAGUUCAACAAUACCCUGUGCAUCAGGUGGCGCUAACCACGGUUGUGAGAACCGCGCAGCCUCAUCAGCAUACCGCCUGGCAACGUUUUUUAACCGAUGGCCCGCUGGCAUUUCUGCCUGGCGUCGAUGAACACCUGUGUUCUAUUGUAUGGUCGCAGAGUGCAGCUGAGGCCCAGCGGCGCAGGGCGCUUGAUGAUGCGCAAUUCUGUCGCGAAAUUGGUUUUGCCAUUGAACACCGCCUGGGCGACAUUGAGCAGGUUGAUCAACGUUUCACCUUCCCGCUGACUCAGCAGCGUCUGCCGAACUGCGCACCAGACCCUCGUGUGCUGCUAAUCGGUGAUGCCAUGCGAGUGGUGCAUCCACUGGCCGGUAUGGGGGUGAAUCUGGGCCUCGAAGAUGUACAACAAUUGCUUGAAGUGGCCCGCCCGGCGGCCAACCUGUCUGCGCCCGGUUUGUGGUCACGUUUUGCCCGGCAACGCCAGGUGAGAGCACAGAUGAUGAUUCGCCUGUUUGCCGGAUUGCAGAAAGUCUAUGGCAGUUCAGAUCCGGGUCUUUCUCUGCUGCGCAACGUUGGUGUUGCUUCAAUUAACCUGCUCGACGGCGUUAAACAGCAGAUCAUGCGUGAAGCCAUGGGCUUGACCAAAACACCACUGUAUGACGAACACCUUGCCGCUGGCGGCAAGAUGGUGGAUUUUGCCGGUUGGAUGAUGCCGGUGAAUUAUGGGUCGCAAAUCGAAGAGCACAGUGCGGUGCGAACCGAUGUGGGCAUGUUUGACGUGUCGCAUAUGACCAUCAUCGACGUGCACGGUGCUGACGCUUUGGCCUUUCUGCAGCGGGUCGUUGCCAAUGAUGUUGCGAAGUUGUCUACCUGGGGCGCCCUGUAUGGUGCCUUAUUGAAUGAAAGCGGCGGUGUUUUAGAUGAUCUGAUUGUCUACGCGCUGCCGGAAGGUUAUCGCUGUGUGGUUAACGCAUCGACACGCGCAAAGGUGCUGAGCUGGUUUGAGCAGCACAAAAUGCCUGCCAUGACCUUUGCACAACAGUCCCUGGUGAUGAUUGCGGUGCAGGGUCCUGAUGCCAUCAACCGCCUCAAUCAGUGUUAUCCCGGCAGCGUUCCAGCCGACCUUGCGCCUUUCAGUGCGACGUUGUUUGGGCAGUGGAUGGUGGGACGGACUGGUUAUACCGGUGAAGAUGGGGUUGAAAUCAUGUUGCCACCCGCAGAGGGCAUCAGCUUGUGGCAACGCCUGCGCGAAGCCGGUGUACAACCAGCCGGACUGGGUGCGCGUGAUACGUUAAGACUGGAAGCCGGUCUCAAUCUUUAUGGACAGGACCUGGACGAACAAACUUCGCCGCUGGCGUCCAACAUUGCCUGGACCAUCGCCUGGUCGCCCGAUGAUCGUGAUUUUAUCGGUCGCAGCGCAAUAGAACCGCAGCGCGGUCAAUGUCCAAUGAAAUUGACGGGUCUUAUCAUGAAAGACAAAGGUGUUUUACGUCAUGGUCAGGUGGUGACCACAUCGGCUGGGAAUGGGAUAAUCACCAGCGGAACGUUUUCCCCCACGCUCGGGUUCAGUAUUGCGCUGGCGCGUUUGCCCAGGGCGGCAAGCGGAGUCUGCGAGGUGGACAUACGGGGCAAAACCAAAGCCGCUGAGAUAGUGCUGGAGGAAGACGGCAGCGUCACCGUAGGCAUCACCGACCAUGCGCAGAACGCGCUGGGUGAUGUGGUCUACGUUGAACUACCUGAGGUAGGACAACAAAUAAACGCAGCGGAGGAGGCGGGUGUAGUAGAAUCUGUGAAAGCCGCUUCCGACAUCUACGGCCCCAUCACGGGUACGGUUGUUGCGAUCAACAGUGUGCUUGAUGAUGAGCCCGAAAAGGUCAAUCAGGACCCAUACGGUGAAGGCUGGUUCUUCAAAUUAGAGCCUGACGAUGUGGCUGAACUGGAAGAACUGCUCGACGCAGAAGCCUAUACGGAAGUCUGCGACGAAGAAGAGCACUGA